Messenger RNA from Cucumis melo (muskmelon), 861 nucleotides. RefSeq names its product serine/threonine-protein phosphatase 7 long form homolog. The record is from RefSeq and is a predicted model, not a curated record. Lineage: Eukaryota; Viridiplantae; Streptophyta; Magnoliopsida; Cucurbitales; Cucurbitaceae. The transcript has 7 exons. Bases 1 to 861 code for a protein of 286 amino acids. Gene Ontology annotation, biological process: meristem maintenance; meristem development.
AUGGAUUUUUCAACUUCACAGUACGCACUUCAGAAAAUAUUAAAAUGGUCUGUAAGAUCCAGUAAGCAUGAAGUACAAUCAUAUGAUCGAUCUGAAGGCAUAUUUCAUAUAAUGGCAUUAAACCGAGGACCAAUUGAUCCAGACAUUUUAUAUGAUCAGAACAUUCACCGAUCAGAAACUGUGUGGGAUGAUCGUAAUACGCCCGAGAUAAACUGUAGACGACGUGAGGCAGUUGUCCAACAGAGAUGGAGACCGGAGACGCAUACAUUUCACAUGCCAGUUGGAGAGUGCACAAUUACGUUGCAGGAUGUGGAAGUUUUGGUGGGAUUAUCGGCUGAUGGCGAGCCUGUUAUCGAUCAGAUGCAUGAUGAUUGGGGGCAGAGAUUGAGUUUAACAUGGUUGGGAGCAGAGUUUCAUGAAUUGGCUAACGAUGCCGAUGAGGAAACUAUCACACGUUAUGCACGGGCAUAUAUUUUACAGUUGAUGGGUGGGAGUAUUUUUGCGGAUAAAUCAACUCGUUAUGUGCACCUAAUGUUUCUACCAUUCUUAGCUAAUCUGCACCACACGGGGCGAUAUUCUUGGGGUGGAGCCUGUUUGGCAUGGUUGUAUAGACAAUUAUGCAAGGCAUCCAAACAAGGUGUUCGUGAAAUAGCUGGGUCACUAAUAUUGUUACAAAUAUGGGCUUGGGAACGAUUCCCAAUAGUGGCUCCACAACUCCUACAUGUCAAUGCUAAUCAAUUACACGGUCGAGCUUAUGGUUCAAGAUGGAGAGAUCAAUUUUGUGUGACAAGAUCGGCUACACAUGUAGUCUCUCAGUAUAGGUACAUGUUUGAUCUUCUUCAACCUAGUCAGAUUGUCUGA